Molecule: messenger RNA, 1080 nt
Organism: Vicia villosa (hairy vetch)
Lineage: Eukaryota; Viridiplantae; Streptophyta; Magnoliopsida; Fabales; Fabaceae
Exons: 1
Coding region: 1-1080 (359 amino acids)
Source: RefSeq, a predicted model, not a curated record
AUGGCUCAAAGAAACAUUAUUUGUUCAGUGCAUUACAAUGGUGUUAUCAGUAACGAUCUAACCAACGGUUUUUCGUUUAGCAAUACCGAAACAAAACGUUUCAAAGUGCAUUGUAGAGCCGAUUUUAUGCAUUUGAAGGAAUGGAUUGUAUCAAAAUUGCAACUUCCUGUAAGUGAAAUUAUUUAUCGACUACCGUUAUUUACUGGAGACAACGGUAACAUUUUUUACGUCAUGAAACAAAUAGAAGACGACGAUGGCGUUAAAGUGAUGUUCGAAUGUCACAAUUCGUUUGCUCCUCUUGACUCAGUCGAGCUUUAUGUUCGCAUUGUUAGUCCUGCAGUUAACCAAUCGCAAGAGUCGCAUUCGCAUCAAUACGCUAUGAGCCAACCCACUAAUGAAGAGCCAACACAAAACAACGAACCAUUUAUACCCAACGAACAAGUGGACGAGUACAGUGAAGAUGAAAUACAAGAAGUGCAAUAUGAAGAUAUUUUUGGUGACCACAAUGACCCUGAUAUUGUUGUGCCGUCGCAGCCUACAAUUGCACGACCGAUUAGCAUGUACGCCCCACCGGAUCACAUGCGAAAUAUCUGUUUAGAAGAGGCACAGUCUGAAUCAAUAUUUGGUUCGCACAAAACAAACUAUAGUGAUGUUGAUUUAUAUGAGGGAAUGGAGUUUGAAGACAAGGAGGAGUGCGUUGCUGUUAUACAACAUUGGCAUAUCACCAAUAAUCUUGAUUAUUGGGUAUACAAAUCUGAUAAGAACAGAUAUGUCAUCAAAUGCACGAAUCCAACUUGCCAAUUCAAAUGUAGAGCAUCAGUUCGUAAGAAGAAUUCCAAAUGGACGAUAGGUAAGUUGAGUGGACCACAUGUCUGCACAACCACUUCAAUGUCGCAAGACCAUAGACAACUUACCUCAGAUAUUGUCUCUCACUGCAUCAGAGAUCUGGUUAACACCGACCCAUCAAUUAAGGUAAAGCUCAUAAUUUCUCAUAUAACAGGAAAGUAUGGUUAUAAUAUAUCUUACAGGAAAGCGUGGAUUGCAAAGGUAAAGGCCAUAGAAUCCUUGUAUGGAAACUGA